CCUGGCCAAAGAAUCAAGUUGUAAGAAGCCAUCCAAAAAGAGAGCCUCCCUUUUCAAAUCAUUAAUAUGGCUGACGCUGCAUCUGUCACUAUCAGAACUCGCAAGUUCCUCACCAACCGUUUACUCCAACGUAAGCAAAUGGUCGUCGAUGUCAUUCAUCCCGGACUUGCCAAUGUCUCCAAGGAUGAACUUCGUGCCAAGAUUGCCAAAAUGUACAAGGCCGAAAAGGAAGUCGUUUCCGUCUUUGGCUUCAAGACUCACUUUGGUGGUGGAAAGACCACUGGUUUUGCCUUGAUCUAUGACAACCUCGAAGCUUUGAAGAAGUUCGAGCCUAGAUACCGUCUCGUCCGUUACGGUCUUGCUGAACCUCCUAAGGGUGGUCGUAAGCAACGCAAGGAAAAGAAGAACCGUGAAAAGAAGUUCCGUGGUGUCAGAAAGACUAAGAAGGUCAGAAAGGAAUAAGAGCUAUCUUUUACCAAUAAAAGACUAUACGUAUAUUUUGUUUAUAUAUAUACACGCACACACGCACGUACAACACAACGCUCGAUCACAUACGAUACACUCACAUACACAAAUGAGAGACGGAUAGAAAGUGAAUAUGCAGAAUUGGUUUUAAACUGAACUUUUUAAUGAUAUACAACAUUCUUAAAAUUAUAUAAAAGAGCAACUAAAAGAAGC
Molecule: messenger RNA, 678 nt
Organism: Rhizopus microsporus ATCC 52813
Lineage: Eukaryota; Fungi; Mucoromycota; Mucoromycetes; Mucorales; Rhizopodaceae
Exons: 2
Coding region: 67-462 (131 amino acids)
Biological process (GO): translation
Cellular component (GO): ribosome
Molecular function (GO): structural constituent of ribosome
Source: RefSeq, a predicted model, not a curated record